AGCUGACUGACCCUCUGCGCUUCUCCAGUUGGAUUGUAGAACGCGAUGACCGUCCCUUCUGCGGAGGAGCUGGACUCCUUCAAGUACAGUGACCUGCAGAACUUAGCCAAGCGUCUGGGCCUCCGGGCUAACCUGAGGGCAGACAAGUUGUUAAAAGCCUUAAAAGCCCAUCUUAAACAUGAAGAAAGAAAAGAAAAUAAGAAUCAGGAUGAAAGUCAAACUUCUGGAUCCUCCAAGGAUGAAACUGUGAUACAGAUUAACAGUCAUGAACAAGCCAACAGGGAGCCAAUUGGCAAUAUCACCAAAAGGAGGAGGUGCAAGACAGUUCAUGGGCACCCUGACUCUCAGCAGGAUCAUUCUGAGGUAAAAAUGAGUGAUGAUACUGAAUUCCAGAAUCAAGAAAAGCAGAAAAACCAGGAUCUUGGAACUACUGCAAAAGUUCCUUCUCUGCCAGACCAGAGCCAAGGAGAUGAUAAUGUUGUUUCCUCAGGAAAAAGUGAGAUGAAUGACAAUGAAGAUUCAAAGGGACCUUCAGAAAGAAAGUCACUCUACACAGAUGGGUUUUCCAAACUUGGAAACAAUAAAAGAACUACAGUCACUACUCCAAAUUUUAAGAAGCUUCAUGAGGCUCGUUUUAAGGAAAUGGAGUCCAUUGAUGAAUAUAUUAAGAGAAAAAAGAAACAUUUUGAAGACCACAACUCCUUUCAUGAACUGAAGAAGCAGCCUGGCAAUAAGGGAGGAGUAGUAACUCCAGUUCCUCCGAAAGGAAGACUCUCUGUGACUUGUACACCAAUCAGCCAGCAGCGCUCAAAAGGCCAAUCACAUGGCCCUGCAAGUCGGAGCACUAGGUAUCUGAAGGGGUCAGUCAAGCACUCUCCUCUCUCAGCAGCUAAAAUGAGUGUCAGGUUUUCAGCUGCUACUAAAGAUAAUGAGCAUAAGCAUUCAAUGAUCAAGACUCCAGCUAGAAAGUCUCCACAUGUGACCACAUCUGGGAAAACCUCAGAAGGCCAUGCUGUGCUUGGAACACCCAAUUUAAAGACCAACAGAGGGAAUUCUGCUGCAGUUAUUAUCCCAUUCAAGUUAACAACUAUGGCAAUGCAGACUCCAGUCUCCAAUAAGAAACCAGUAUUUGAUCUCAAAGCAAGUUUGUCUCGUCCCCUCAACUAUGAGCCACACAAAGGAAAGCUGAAACCAUGGGGGAAAUCUAAAGAAAAUAAUUCUCUGAAUGAACAUGUGGACAGAGUUACGUUCCAUAAGAAAACCUAUAAACAACCUCAUCUCCAGACCAGGGAAGAGCAGCGGAAGAAACAAGAGCAAGAACGAAAGGAGAAGAAAGCAAAGGUUUUGGAAGCUCGAAGGGGCUUCAUUAUACUUAAAGAUGAGUAAUUUGUUAAUGUCCUAUAAAUAUUCCUUUAUUCUGAAAUUGUUUUCUGAAAUUUUGUAAAUAUUUUUAUAUUGUCUUUCCCACUUUCGUCAGAGAUCUUUCUCUGUUAACUUUUAUUCAUAAUCUGUAUAGCAUCUAUGUGUUUUUUAUGUUCUGGCAUUCUUUGGAAUAGUGUUUAUCUUAAGUCCCUGUACAGCCCAGUUUUCUCAUGAGACAUCUUAGAGCUUAACCUAGAUCUUUAAUGUCAAGCUUCUUUACUAUUUCUAACAUUAACAGCCUUGCUGUCCUCUAUGCAAUAGCAUUUACCUGAUGAAGCUAGUCAUACCACAAGCUUAAGUAGAAUUUGAACAAUAAAAAGUUAACAAUAAGAAAGCUGGGACCAAAAGGCCACCUCUUAUCUUCUAACCUACAAAAUCUAGCAAUCUUGAAACUGGACAAAUGGUUGCCCAUAUGAAAAUGUUUAUAAUAAAGACUUCAUGUCAUUGCUACCUGUCAUUCACUAUAUCCUUAAAAAUAAAAUUCUAUAUCUCAUUCUAGCCUUUCAUAUUUAAAAAUAAAAGCUAUAAGCAUAUUUAUAUAUAAAAUCUAUCAAUUUUAGAUGGAUGGGGGUAUAGCUUAGUGAUAGAGCAUUUGCCUAGCAUGUGGCAGGUCCUAGGUUUGAGCCCCAACACACACACCAAAAAAAAAGUGUAUUACUGCUUUAAGGAUUAAAGUGCUGUCACUGUCAAAUUUGUAUCUUAAUAAUUUUAUGGAACCCGGUGCAGUGGGACACGCCUGUAAUCCCAGUGGCCUGGGAGGCUGAGACAGGAGGAUCUCAAGUUCAAAGCCAGCCUUAGCAAAAGCUAGGUGUUAAGCAACUCAGUGAGACCCUGUCUCUAAAUGAAAUACGAAAUAGGGCUGAGGAUAUGGCUCAGUGGUUGAGUGCCCCUGAGUUCAAUCCCCAGUACCUCACCCCCAUCAUAUUAUUCUUUCUUGCAAUAAUUACAUAGAGCUUCUGUGUUAUAUACUGCUCAAGAACUUUAUAAAUAAAAUUUUUUUUGUUGUGGUGGUGGAUUCUUUUUAGACAAGUCAUCCAUGAUUUGGAUGAUCAGCUAAGAUCAUAAGAGGUUACCUAUAUCCUUCAUACACUUUCCUGGACCACCCACUUCUACCCCAAGAGUAAAUUACUAUAUUCUUCCUUUUUAUACUGUCUUUCUGGUCUUUAUAUUGUCUUACUGGUUUUUAUCAUAAUUAUUAGUUUGCAUAUAUGUUCAGAAUGUGGCACAUGCCUAAAAAAAUCAGAUUUUCCAACAAGAAACUCCUGGAUCAUAUACACUUCUGAGAAUGUAAAAUGGUACAACCCCUUUGGAAAAAAAUUGCUAACACUUUAAAAAGUUGUAUGUCUGUCUACUAUGUUAUUCAGCCACGGGACUUCUAGUUACUCAAGAAAACUAAAAUCAUAUGUUCCUAUAAAAGACUUGUAUCUGAA
Messenger RNA from Marmota monax (woodchuck), 2852 nucleotides. It is a transcript of the gene Nusap1, whose product is annotated as nucleolar and spindle associated protein 1. Gene Ontology annotation, molecular function: microtubule binding. Gene Ontology annotation, biological process: mitotic cytokinesis; mitotic chromosome condensation; establishment of mitotic spindle localization. Gene Ontology annotation, cellular component: nucleolus; microtubule; mitotic spindle. The transcript is spliced from 11 exons. NCBI's taxonomy places the organism in Eukaryota, Metazoa, Chordata, Mammalia, Rodentia, Sciuridae. Bases 46 to 1386 code for a protein of 446 amino acids. The record is from RefSeq and is a predicted model, not a curated record.